Messenger RNA from Lithohypha guttulata, 1659 nucleotides. RefSeq lists its product as uncharacterized. The coding region runs from base 1 to 1659 and encodes 552 amino acids. Lineage: Eukaryota; Fungi; Ascomycota; Eurotiomycetes; Chaetothyriales; Trichomeriaceae. The record is from RefSeq and is a predicted model, not a curated record. Gene Ontology annotation, biological process: transmembrane transport. Gene Ontology annotation, molecular function: transmembrane transporter activity. Gene Ontology annotation, cellular component: plasma membrane. The transcript is spliced from 6 exons.
AUGUCUCGUGCUUCUAGCAGAUCAUCCACAGUUCGUGGCGAAGAGUCGUCGCAUUCUAAUAUUGAGCCUGGUGAAAAGCAGAAAGCACUAGGCGUUAAAGGGCCUGAGCUUGCUGCUGGUGGAGGAGACAUUGCGAAGACACAACGUCCAGAUGGUCGAGUCGAGUUGAUAGAAGAUGAUCUCGAGGAAAAGCUCGGUUAUGCUUAUCCUGAGUGGAAGAAAUGGCUUAUUUUGGUCAUCAUCCUAUGUAUCCAGACCUCAAUGAACUCGAACGCCAGUAUGUAUGGGUCAGCUAGCGAGGGAAUUGCCGAGAAAUAUGGGGUUUCUGAAACGAAAGCCCGCCUCGGUCAAUCUAUGUUCUUGAUCGCUUACGCUUUUGGCUGUGAGUUGUGGGCACCUUGGUCUGAAGAGUUGGGUAGAUGGCCGACACAACAAUUGUCGCUCUUCCUGGUGAAUAUUUGGCAAAUCAGUUCAGCCUUGUCCCCCACAUUUGGAGGAGUACUCACUUCGCGUAUCCUUGGUGGUCUCAGCACUGCUGGAGGCUCUGUCACUCUGGGUGUGAUCGCGGAUCUGUACCAUCCUGAAGACACAGGUUUUCAGUAUGCGGUUGCGUUUGUGGUGUUGUCGUCUGUUGGAGGCGCUCCCAUCGGCACAGUCAUUGGUGGAUUUGUUACGACAUACCAUGCUAAUCCAGCCUGGGUUUUUUGGGUCUUGCUUAUUAUGGGUGGAGUCGUUCAAAUUGUCCACUUCUUUCUUGUACCAGAAACACGAACAACCAUUAUUCUGGAUCGAGAAGCGAAGAAGCGUCGUAAGAAUGGCGACAAUGUUUGGGGACCAAAUGAGCUCAAGGAGAAACGCUUCAGCUCGAAGGAAAUCGGACUAAUCUGGUGGAGACCAUUCCAGAUGUUCUUCACUGAACCUAUCGUUCUUUGGCUAUCGCUCUUGAGUGGUUUCAGUGACAGUCUGAUCUUCACGUUUAUGGAGGCAUUCACGCCUAUAUUCGAGCAAUGGAAUUUCAACACCUGGCAAAUCGGCCUGUGUUUCCUCUCUUCGAUUAUCGGAUAUAUCAUCUCGUACUUUACCUACUUGCCUGUGAUAUGGCAUCACAACAAGACGAGGAAGGUUGACCCUGACAAGCUAUCUCCAGAAAGUCGGUUGUGGUGGCUGCUAUACCUUGCGCCAUGCCUUGUGAUCGGUCUGUUCGGCUUCGCUUUCACGUCCUUCGGGCCACCAGAGGUCCACUGGAUAGCACCCCUAAUCUUCACCUGCAUAAUCGCCAUCGCCAACUAUGCAGUUUACAAGUCGUCAAUCGACUACAUGAUCGCAGCAUACGGACCAUACGCCGCUUCUGCGACAGGUGGAAAUGACUUGGCUCGAGACUUCCUAGCAGGUGUAGCAGCCAUAUAUGCUCACUCAUUCUACGAAGUAUUUCCAAGUGAGAGGUGGCAUCUGAUAUAUCCAACAAUGAUUCUGGGAUGCUUGGCCGUGCCGAUAAUCAUUCCAAUCUAUGUAUUCUACUACAAAGGAAAGUCCUUGAGACUCAAGAGCAAGUUUGCCGUCGAGCUUGAGAAAGCUCGUCAAGCCAGGCUCGGUUCGAAGAGAAGAAAGUCGACUGUGGGUGAUAAGUCGGACGACGAGAAGCAACUUGAGACGGCCUAA